AUGGCACCAGCGACUCGGUCAGUUGGCUCCUCGCAGGGUGCAGAUAUGGUGGGCCUUACAAGCGCAUCUCAACCGUCGUCUUUGCACGAGCCGGAGGUCAUAGAGAUUGACGACGAUGACGAAGACGAGGAAAUCAACGAUGCAGAAAGCGACGGCGGCGAAGAAGAAGUAGACGAAGACGAAGACGGCGGCGGUGACGAAGACGAGGAAGAAGAAGUUGAGGAAUCCGGUGAAGAUGUCAAUGGAGCCGAUUCCGUGAUGGAAGACGCUGGCGUGGAAUCCGCGGAGAGUGACCAUGGCGCCCAGGCGACAGCCCCAGCUUUGUUUACUUCUUCGGGAGUCCAACAAGCCUUACAUCCCUUGCGACGUACUGCCGACCGUGUCACGCGCCAAAUGGAAGCCUUUGCGGAGAAGCUGGACCGUUUCAAGCAGCAGGAGCACCGGCCCGGCGACAUAGGUUCCUUCCAGGCCGCCUACUCACUUGUUAAGGGCUACCAGCGGCUCAGUCAAGAUGCGAUCCAGGAAAUUUCGAAACAGAAUACAUUGCGACGGGCGAAGCUGGGCUGGAAUUCAAGCCGUGAAAACGGGACGGACGGCCAAAGCGUACCAAAGACCGAAGAAGAAUUGAAGAGACUCCAACUCGAAGUGGAUACCUGGGAGAUCCUGCUCAACUUGAUCGCUAUAGACGACCCGUCAUCUCGUGCUCACGCCAAGCAGUCGCAGGAGUCGGCGUUCCAAAACUUGCACCGCUACUCUUCUGACCGAGAAAUCUGGGAACAAUUUCUGGAUGCGGAUCACUAUGCAAUGGAGUGCGUCAUUGUCAUGAAAUGGCUCGAGCAUACAGCGCGGGCCUCAAGCCAAGAAAUUGAUUCCUUAAUCUCGGAACUAGAGGCGCAGGCGGAAAGAGGGCAAGGACUCUGGGCGCACGGUUGGCUCUAUACCAAGGAGACAAUCAAGGGGCAGAAACGACUGCGGUCCUGGCCUCAACCUCUAGAACCAGACGACCCGGGGAUUACACUAUCGCUCUUGAGCUCGGAAAAGCAAGAACCGUUGAUUACCCAAUUAGACCCAGAUGCCGUCAUUCGGCAGAAACAGGGUUUGCAGAAACAAGAUCAGUUCUACGAACGGGCUACGUGGUUGACCUGCUGGAAAAUGCUGAGACAGGGUGAAAGCUGGACCAAGAUCCGAGAAUGGUCUCAAGAGCGCUUGGAAAGCUGGCGCGCUGUGAGUUUAUGCGGCUCAAGUGUCGACGAACGGUCUUCUGUCGGCAAAACACCUGUUGAUGACAGCAUGACGCGAAUGAUGAACUGCCGCUCCCAGGACACUUGGCGAGCAGCCUGUUCUGCCCUGGCGCGAGACCCGAAUACCGAAGACUUUGAAAAAGCAGUAUAUGCCCUACUUUGCGGCGAACUUGAGCCUGCUUACAAAGUUUGUCAAAGCUGGGAUGACUACCUCUACGUCUUCUACAACCACAUACUACUCUCACGCUAUCGGCAGUUUUGUACUCAGUUCUCCAGGAAACUGAACCACUCGCCGACAGCAAAUGUGCCGUUUGUGCCUGAGCCUCCGAGCUACAGUGAGGUUCACAACUUCUUGCAGACUGUGAAGAGCAACGAGCGCGUCGGUGUCGAGGCUCGCAAUCCGUACCGUACAAUCCAGGCAGCUAUUCUGAGCAAGAAUUAUGAUUCAUUCUUCCUUUCCAUCGCGAAUGCCGCGUCGCAAGCCAGUAAAGCGUCCGGGAAGCCUCACCUAAUUCCGGAUGUUAAGGCCACCCAUGUGGAGGACUCGGCACUGAUUGCAGCACAAGACCGGGACGCACUGCGGAUUAUCGCGCAUUUGUAUAUCAUUACGAGGUCUCUGGGUUACACUCGCUCCGACUCUCAUUUCUCCGAGACCGCAGCACUGAAUGUGGUUGCGUAUAUCGAGAUCCUACACCAGGCCGGGCUCCUCGAUUCCAUCCCACUUUAUGCGUCCCUCUUGCCUGCGCAGUUGUCUCAGAAUGCCCUCGCGCGGAUUCUGAUUGACGUCGUCGAUCCUCGAGAGAGGAAGAAGCAAGCCAAAUUGAUCGAAAAGCAUAAGAUUGAUUUGAAGGCUGUUCUGGAACGGCAAUGGAAUUGGGUCCAUUCAGAUGUGAUUAAGAAAAAGCAUCCCGAUUCCACAAUCCGCCUGUCACGAACUGUUCGCGGUGUGAGAAACGAUCCUAAGAUAUUGCCUGUGAGCAAGAAAUUCGUCGGGGCUUCUAUAUCCCCGGAGGAUGAACGGGCAAUUCGCUGUCUGGAAUGGCACAAAUACCUUGACGGGCAAUGGGCGGUUAUUUGUGAGCUUGGCACAUAUCUGUAUAAGCAAUUCUUUGCUUCUGGGAGUCUGAUCGCAUGUCGAGAAUUGAGCAAACGCGUGGAGCUCUCGGAGACUUCCCGGGAGAUAUUAGGCUUCGACAUUACAGAAGCUCCUCUUCUGGAAGAGGACGGACUCGAGAAUAACGUGUCGGAGCCAACUAGCCCAAUAAAGAGCCCUUCAAAGAAAGCACGGCUGCGUCAGCUGAGCACCGCCGGGUCCGAGUCUCAAAAUAGCCGGAUAGAGAUGUAUCAACAGGCUCAGAUCAUGCUCGAGUUGGAACAGCUCACUAUUGCAUUUGAUGCUCUGGAGAAUUUUCAACUCAUUUGGGACGAGCAUGAACGGAGCAAAGGGUCACAAGACGCAGAGCAUUUGCGGGAGCUUAAAGAGAAACUUCAGGAGGCUUUGGACCAUGCUGGCGCAUACAUUGAAUCUCUUUUCGAUGGUGUGCUAACAGAUGCCCGGGAUGAAACCGAGGCGGCAGAGCUCGAAUUCAUCCGACACACAUACAUUCCUGAAGUGUUGCUCAACUAUCAUAACGCUCUGUACUACGGGAGCCUCAAACUCUCGCGCGACAUUCUUGUUCAGUGCAUGAACCUAUCCAUAUGGAUAGCAAGGGAUCAGAGCGUGAUCGAUAGUUUCAUGGCGUCGAACCGGAUGGGCGAGCUUGUGGAUGCAUUGGCAUUAUCGAGCGCGGCCAUGGUCAACAGUCCCCUGCCAAAGGGCAAGAAGAAAUUCGACUACGGAGGCCGACUCGAUAUCUGGCAUAUCAAGGCCGAGAAUCGAGGUGAGAAGUCCGACAAGACUUGA
Molecule: messenger RNA, 3144 nt
Organism: Rasamsonia emersonii CBS 393.64
Lineage: Eukaryota; Fungi; Ascomycota; Eurotiomycetes; Eurotiales; Trichocomaceae
Product: Nuclear pore complex protein Nup107
Exons: 6
Coding region: 1-3144 (1047 amino acids)
Biological process (GO): regulation of DNA-templated transcription; protein import into nucleus; post-transcriptional tethering of RNA polymerase II gene DNA at nuclear periphery
Cellular component (GO): nuclear pore; nuclear pore outer ring
Molecular function (GO): structural constituent of nuclear pore
Source: RefSeq, a predicted model, not a curated record